Molecule: messenger RNA, 1201 nt
Organism: Sphaeroforma arctica JP610
Lineage: Eukaryota; Ichthyosporea; Ichthyophonida
Exons: 2
Coding region: 124-603 (159 amino acids)
Source: RefSeq, a predicted model, not a curated record
UAUAUAUCCAUAAACAGUAGUGCCUACUUCGAAAUAUUGUAAGUGCAUCUCUUUUUUAAAACGAACUUUUCUUCGUCGUCUGACGGGGUGACUCCAAAAGAGCCUGUAAGUUACAAUACAUAAAUGAUGGUUUCAGGAGCGAAAAGAACCCUUGAUAAUCUCUUCCUUCUGCAUGCCUCCAUAUCAUGCAUAAUCGGGGCUACUUUGUUUAUAUUCCCGCACUUUGCUGAGUUGUUUCUGAUCCACCAAGAUAAUGAGACAGUCAUAGGCCUUACCGACCACACCGCCGGAGACGCACAAAAAAUCACACACUUGGUUCUUAGGCUUUAUGGAGCAUUAGUUCUCGGCCAAGGCCACCUUGUACUGAUGGCAAGGGAUGUGGCGGAUGCACCCAUGCGUAAGGUGAUUGUUCGGGUGUAUGCGAUAACGUUCGGUUUGACCGCCGUAGCACUUCUCCGUGCGCAGACGACGGAGGGAGGUAGUCUCAAUGGGUACAACUGGAUCAAUAUAGUUGUCUUUGCGUGGCUAUCGGCCUUCUAUGCGUGGUUUGUGCUGGUCCAGCCAAUCGCGAUAUUCGAAUCGCUGGAUAAAGUGAGCUUAUAAUGUGUAUACAAGACAGGAGUAUUGUGCGAAACCAAGGGGGGGGGGGCAUUUGAGGCAUCCGAUACAUCGUAGAUCGCCUAUUCAAAUCUUUCUCGACAAGUAAUUGUAACUCGGGCAAUUUGUAAAGACACCCGUCUGUAUAAUGAGUAGAACCGGAUUCGAUCACGACAAACACAAACGAGCGUACAUGAGCGUGUGCCUACGAAAACCUAUGAAAACAUUAUUAGCAGAUGAGCGCCAAAUAUCGAGAAGGAUAGUAUAUUGUACCAUGCCAUAUGCCGUGGUAGACAUCUACACGAACUCACUUCGGCGCCGAUAGCAAUGAUACAUUAUCAGCGGUAUCCCUUUGAGUAGGGGAGAAUCGGUUACAAGACCUUCGAAGGAGUUGCUUAUUUCAGUCAUCCCCUUACCUAGUUUGUACUCUGCUGGUCUGGGUGCCAAUUCCGUCGGUACCCGUGGCAUGUUAAUUAAAUUUAAGAAAUUGCUGGACCCUUGCUACCCGUGGAUAAAUGACUGUAAACCCGAAUGUGAAUGGAUGUCCGCGUCGGUUGACGAUGGAUUCACUUUACCAAUAAAGAACUCACUUACAAAAUUGCAG